GCUGCCAUGGAAAAUACAGAAGAACCUUAAGGAACAAGUGUUCUGAAGCUGUCCUCAGUAAUGAAGCAGGUGUGAAAGACAACUCCCAUUUGCCAGAUGAAACAAUGACUGCAAAAUCAGCAAUUCUCAUGUUAGUGUGCUUUCUUCAACUAUGCAUUGUGAAUGGGCAAGCAAUAUGUGAGAGGCAAAUGACUGCUGAAUGGAGAAUGGAACCAAAACCUAAUGUAAUAAAAUGGACACUAAGGGAAAACAUCUGCUCAGACUUUUACACCGAAUGCUGGAAUAUGGAUAAAAGUAUUAUUGGGGAAAUCUUGGAAGAACAAAAUCUCAGUAUCCCUCAGAUAUGCCCCUUACAGCUUCAAUUAGGCGAUAGUCUUUUCAUCUCCUCUGAGCCAUCCUUUCAGUCCUAUGGAAUGAAUUUGGUAAAUGUCUCCAAGGAAGAGUUUAUUAAUUGUCCUAAAGCUGAUCUUCUUCAAGAGCAGUUGAUUUUUGUUUGCCAGAUAAGAGGACUGCACCAAGUUGACCCUAACUGGCUUAGUGUUGGAACUCAUUACUUUGCAGAGCUUCGUAAGAAAGGCCCGUUAUUGUGCAACAUGGGCCUUCGUCUGAACAUAACCGUGAAGCAGCAGUUUUGCCAACAGUCUCCAAACGCACCAUUAUGCUCCGGGCAUGGAAAAUGUCUAAGCCAUGUUUGGGAAAAAGCAUAUAAUUGCCAUUGUUUCUCACAGUAUUCUGGAAGAUUCUGCCAGAAGUUUGAUAUGUGCUCCACUAAACCUUGCCACAAUAACGCCUCCUGCACUGAGAAAUCACAGCUUUCUGGAGAUACUUACAAAUGCAUUUGUCCCCCAAAAUUUUCAGGUAAAAAUUGUACAGAAAUAGUUGGACAGUGCCAGCCACAUACGUGUUUCAAUGGUAACUGCAGCAAUGUCACUCCAAACACUUUUCUUUGUGAAUGCGACAAGGGCUUCACAG
Leptosomus discolor (cuckoo roller) is the source of this 972-nucleotide messenger RNA. The record is from RefSeq and is a predicted model, not a curated record. Lineage: Eukaryota; Metazoa; Chordata; Aves; Leptosomiformes; Leptosomidae.